Messenger RNA from Odobenus rosmarus divergens (Pacific walrus), 2838 nucleotides. It is a transcript of the gene CEP97, whose product is annotated as centrosomal protein 97kDa. NCBI's taxonomy places the organism in Eukaryota, Metazoa, Chordata, Mammalia, Carnivora, Odobenidae. The record is from RefSeq and is a predicted model, not a curated record. Gene Ontology annotation, molecular function: protein binding. The transcript is spliced from 11 exons. The coding region runs from base 23 to 2428 and encodes 801 amino acids.
GUAUUAUUAGCAAGCGGGAAGUAUGGCGGUGGCGCGCGUCGACCCGGCUUUGCCUCCUGGAGAAGGAUCAGUGGUCAAUUGGUCAGGACAGGGGUUACAGAAAUUAAGUCCAAACUUACCCUGUGAAGCUGAUAUUCAUACUUUGAUUCUGGAUAAAAAUCAGAUUAUUAAAUUGGAAAAUCUUGAGAAAUGCCGACAAUUAAUACAGUUGUCAGUGGCUAAUAAUCGGCUGGUGCGAAUGAUGGGUGUGGCCAAACUGACCCAACUCCGGGUGUUAAAUUUGCCUCAUAACAGCAUUGGCUAUGUGGAGGGGCUGAAGGAUCUAGUACAUUUGGAAUGGCUGAAUUUGGCAGGAAAUAAUCUCAAGGCCAUGGAACAAAUCAGUAGCUGCGCAGCUCUACAGCACCUUGAUUUAUCAGACAAUAACAUACCCCAGAUAGGUGAUCUAUCUAAAUUGGUAUCACUGAAGACCCUGCUUUUACAUGGAAACAUCAUCACCUCUCUUAGAAUGGCACCUGCUUAUCUACCCAGAAGUCUUGCUAUACUUUCCUUGGCAGAAAAUGAAAUUCGGGACUUAAAUGAGAUCUCUUUUUUGGCAUCCUUAACUGAAUUGGAACAGUUAUCGAUCAUGAACAAUCCUUGUGUGAUGGCAACACCGUCCAUUCCAGGGUUUGACUAUCGGCCAUACAUUGUCAGCUGGUGCUUAAACCUCAGAGUUCUAGAUGGAUACGUGAUUUCUCAGAAGGAAAGUUUGAAAGCUGAAUGGCUCUAUAGUCAAGGCAAGGGGAGAGCAUAUCGGCCAGGCCAGCAUAUCCAGCUUGUGCAGUAUCUGGCUACAGUCUGUCCUCUCACUUCCACACUGGGUCUUCAGACUGCAGAGGAUGCCAAACUAGAGAAGAUUCUGAGCAAACAGAGGUUUCACCAGAGACAGUUGAUGAACCAAAGCCAAAGUGAAGAGCUAGCCCCUCUUGCUCCUAUUGAAACAAGAGCACCCCUUGUACCUGAGCAUUCAAGCCCUGUUCAAGAUGGCCAGAUAGUCCAGGAAAGCGAAUCUACUUUUAUGCCAGUUGCAUCAGGACUCUCUCCAGUGUCACCUACAGUUGAGCUGAGGCUACAAGGCAUUAACUUGGGCCUAGAAGAUUAUGGUGCUGCAGAUGAAUCUGUGAAAGGGCUGGAAAACCAGGACUUUAAUAAGGAAGAUGAAAAGGCUUUUUGGACUGCAAAUGAGAAUUCCUUUCAAAUGAAGGAAAGUGUCAUCAGUACAGAGGUAAAUGAGAAAGAUGGGCUAUUACCUUGUCUGGAGCCAACAGUAACUAGUGCUGUCUUGAAGGAUGACACCCAUAGUCUUACAUCUUUUCCUGAGUCAGCUGGACACAGUGUCUUCCAUACACAGCCAGACAGUGAAGAAACCAUGUCUCAGUCAGCUUCGGAGAAACUUCCCUGUGGGAUUUUAACCCAGAGAUCUGUUGCUCUGGGACAAGAUAAAGUUGCCCUUCAGAAAUUGAAUGAAGCAGCCACCAAACUUCAGGCCUAUUGGCGGGGCUUUUAUGCCAGGAACUACAACCCCCAAGCUAAAGAUGUGCGUCAUGAAAUUCGGCUGCGCAGAAUGCAGGAACACAUUGUUUGCUUAACUGAUGAAAUAAGGAGAUUAAGAAAAGAAAGAGAUGAAGAACGUAUUAAAAAAUUUGUACAAGAAGAGGCUGUCAGAUUCCUUUGGAACCAGGUAAGGUCUCUGCAAGCUUGGCAACAGAUGGUGGAUCAGCGUCUAAGUUCCUGGCAUACUGAUGUUCCUCCUAUGUCAAGUACUCUAGUACCCUCUAAACCUCCAUUAUUCACCCAGAGUCAGGAGCCCUCUUCUGAUCAAAAUUCUGAUUGGUUCAUUGCUCCUGAUGAGGCUCCUCAAGAGAAAUCCUUACCAGAAUUUCCAGACUCGGGUUUUCAUUCUUCCCUAACAGACCAAGUUCACUGUUUGCAGAAUUCUUUGGAUUUUGAAAAAAGUUCCACAGAAGGCAGUGAAAGUUCCAUAAUGGGGAAUUCCAUUGACACAGUCAGAUAUGGCAAAGAGUCAGAUGUAGGGGAUGUCAGCGAUGAGCAUGGUGAAUGGAAUAAGGAAAGUUUAAACAAUGAGCAGGAUAACAGUCUGCUUGAGCAGUAUUUAACUUCAGUUCAACAGCUAGAAGAUGCUGAUGAGAGGACAAAUUUUGAUGAAGGGACAGGAGAUAGUAAGCUUCGCAUAGCUCCUUCCCUUGAAAAGUUAGAUGCCUUGUCUGACGGUGCUUUGGUAGAUGAUACUCAUGGCAUAUCUCCUACUUUGCAAGAUGAAAUCAGCCAGGCACCAGAAAAUUGUAAAUUAAAUGCUGGUGUUCAAGGGCAACAGUCAGACUGUGAUUCUACAUUUCAGGUAUUGCAUGUUGGUAUUACUGUGUAGCAUGUCUGGUUGCUUGGGAAGCAGAAAUCUACUUAACAAUUUCAGUUGCCUUUUUUUUUUUAGUGAAGGGGAAUAUCACCCCCAUUUUUGUUACUAUUUAUAUAGACUUUAUAUUCUUGUCUCUUGUUUUCCAUAUUUUAGAGACUGGGCUGAAUCUUCAUUUUGAUUUUAUUGGCUAUUAGCUGUAAUCUAUCAAACAAUAUUUAUAUUGAAAGCUAUAUGCACUUUAUUUCCUAACUGAAUUGCAUCAACAGUGUUCUUGUUUUUUAAUGUAUUCAUUUCCUUUCAAAAAUAAACUAGAAUAUCUUUCAAGAAAAUAGGAGUUUACCUUAAAGAUAUAAAUAAGAGAAGUUAGAUUUUUCUGUAUGUCAGGAAAUUAAUUAUGAAGUAAGGAAUGUGACUUGUUAAAG